UCUGGCUUGCAAAAAGGCGGAUCCCUCCCUGCUACUUUGCCUUUCAGAACUUCUUCAGAACCAAUUUUUUUCUUCGGCGGGUCCGGUUACACGCCAAGUCCAACUGAAAUUUCUUUUUAAGUAUUAAAACGACAUUAUAUUUAGUCGAGUUCCACGACCGCCCUCGCUCCGACGACAGAAAGAGUUUUCCAGCUCUAGCUAGCUAACUUUUAACGGGCUAGCAUUUUAACUUGACAACUGCCCUGCAACACAACAGGGAAGGAGCAACCAGAGCAAACACAGGAAGAUGGGAGAUAAAGAAUUGAUGUGGGCAUUGAAGACCGGGGACCUGGACGAGGUCAAAACCAAAUUGGUAACGGCUGAGGAUGUAAACCGGACCCUGGAUGGAGGGAGGAAGCCUCUGCACUACGCUGCAGACUUCGGUCAGACAGAUGUGGUGGAGUACCUAAUUUCCAUGGGAGCAGAUGUCAAUGCUCCUGACAAACACGGGUUCACUCCACUGAUCUCUGCCUGUUACGAGGGUCACGCCUCCUGUGUCAAGAUCCUGCUAGAAAAGGGAGCUGACAAAGACCUGAAAGCACCCAACGGCGACAGUGCCUUUGACGCUGCAGACAGCGAUGUCAUAAAGGCUCUGUUCAAGUGAGACACACAAGUGUGGGAGGUGUGGCCGGACAGGUGGGUGAACGGACAGACAGAUGGAUGCAGUGGUCCCCUGACAGAAGAUGGACUCGCCCCUUUUACCCUUAUCAACCUCUGUCUUAACACUGCUUUUGUCUGUUUGUUGGAGGGUCAUUUUGUCUGUCUGGUGAUUUUCCUAACCUUGUUCUCUCCCCCACCACCCUCACCCAAGUUUUGUGGGAUAGGAUUUUCUCUUCUUUUGGCCUCUGUUUGUAGCCAUUUAACAGGACUUGUCAGUUAUGUCUCCCUUAGGGACCAAUCACUGGGGGAGCACUCUCAUACCUGGAUCCUAAAACACUGCAAGACUAGAAACCAAACUCUAUAAUGUAAACGCAAGGCUUAGCACUUAAAUACACAUCUCUCAUUUCAUUUGCAGUUGUCUCCUAAAACUGUAAAGUCAUCAAACAGUAAUAAGAUCAAUAGUGUGUUAAUAUUUUUUACAACUUCAGUAUAAGUAUUGUAUGGCCAGGGUUUAAUCUCAUGAACAGUAAUUGCACUGUACUAUAUUAGAUAGACUGAACAGAAAGGUUGUAAAAUUGCGCAUUAUACUAACUUUUCAUUAUGUGUGGCCUCUACCUUGAUUUCUUUUUUAAGAGACCAAUCUGUUCCUUCAGUCCAAUCUUGAAAUUUUGGAUCCUUUGGUUGAGAGAGGUCCAGAGGUCAGAUUUUUUUUCCUUUUCUACCUGGCCCUGUAUCACUUACAUAUCAAAUGGUGUAUUUGACAAAUUUUAUGUUGGUAACGCAUAGAAGAUACUCUGUAUUCUUUGACCAAUCACCAUGCUGGCUAACGAGAAAGACUUGAAUGUUGCAAUUUUGAAAUCUGUCACUGAAACCCUUUUGAAGCAAUGUUAAUAUCACAUAAUAGGAUGAGGAAUUUUAGAAACUGGUUCAUUUUGUCAUCCCUGGAGUGAAAUUUCAGAGCAAAAAAAAAAAAAUCCUUUUUUGUUGCAGCUUCUCUGUGUAUUUUGUAAUUGAUGGGCUCUGGGGGCUCUGAGUGAGGAGUAAAUGAGGAGUUGAAACUGGAUGGUGGGGGCCAUUUGUAUUCCCCUAGCCUUGGAUUUGGUUAGAAGCCCUGCCUGUUUCGCUGCAUGUCAAAACUGCCUCUGCUUUUAUGCUAUGAAAUGGUCGCUGUCCUCUCUUGGUUGCUUUAAAAUGAAUUACUACAAUGUAAUGGACAAAAAAAAGAUGCUCUUGCUGACUUUGUUGUGACAAAAAGUCUGUAAAAACAGAAAUAAAAUAUCUAUAAAAUUUU
Lates calcarifer (barramundi perch) is the source of this 1930-nucleotide messenger RNA. RefSeq names its product myotrophin (gene mtpn). The record is from RefSeq and is a predicted model, not a curated record. Bases 287 to 643 code for a protein of 118 amino acids. Gene Ontology annotation, cellular component: cytoplasm; nucleus. Gene Ontology annotation, biological process: regulation of barbed-end actin filament capping. Lineage: Eukaryota; Metazoa; Chordata; Actinopteri; Centropomidae. Gene Ontology annotation, molecular function: protein binding. The transcript is spliced from 4 exons.